Vicia faba (fava bean) is the source of this 708-nucleotide messenger RNA. NCBI's taxonomy places the organism in Eukaryota, Viridiplantae, Streptophyta, Magnoliopsida, Fabales, Fabaceae. The record is from the annotation of a GenBank genome assembly.
AUGACGAGAAAAAAAAGUGAAGAGUUACAAACAUCACGUCACAUCAUCCUUACCGAUCGAUUCCGCGCUUUUGCUACAGCCGCUCUCAACAACACCACAACGAUAUCGGCAGCCUUUUCGCGGCAAGACCACCGCCGCGCCUCCCGUCCCACCAGAUUCACGAUGCAACCCAACACAACUCUGACACUCUACCUCCAGCCAGCCCCGAUGACGCUCAACCACCGCAUUUUUGGACUGUCGUCCAUCCUUCGCACACGGACUAUCACUAGCAGCUACUACCGUGGGGCUCAUGGCAUAAUUGUUGUUUAUGAUGUCACUGGCCAAGAGAGCUUCAACAAUGUUAAGCAGUGGCUGAAUGAAAUUGACCGCUAUGCAAGUGAAAAUGUUAACAAGCUUCUAGUUGGAAACAAGAGUGAUCUAACUGAUAAUAAAGUUGUGUCCUCUGAAACAGCAAAGGCAUUUGCAGAUGAAAUUGGAAUUCCUUUCAUGGAAACUAGUGCUAAAAAUGCCAACAACGUGGAACAGGCUUUCAUGGCCAUGGCUGCUGAAAUAAAAAACAGAAUGGCUAGUCAACCAUCAAACAAUGCCAGAUCUCCAACAGUUCAUUUCGAGAUUGGGUGGUGCCUCUGUUACAGCGGCUGGAUUUCCACCUCAGAACAACAAUGUACUGAUAGUUACAACUUCUUCAAAUCAAGUGUAUGCAUUUGA